This is a messenger RNA of Schistocerca americana (American grasshopper), 4478 nucleotides long. RefSeq lists its product as uncharacterized. NCBI's taxonomy places the organism in Eukaryota, Metazoa, Arthropoda, Insecta, Orthoptera, Acrididae. Gene Ontology annotation, biological process: protein dephosphorylation. The transcript is spliced from 11 exons. Gene Ontology annotation, cellular component: protein phosphatase type 2A complex. The coding region runs from base 1 to 3312 and encodes 1103 amino acids. Gene Ontology annotation, molecular function: protein phosphatase regulator activity; calcium ion binding. The record is from RefSeq and is a predicted model, not a curated record.
AUGAGCGCGCCUGCCGGCGGCGGACGCGGGGGCGGAGCGGGAGGCGGCGAGCCUGCGGCGCGGGGCGGGCUGCAGCUGGCGCGGUCGGUGACGCGGUACGCGUCGUGCACGGUGGACCCGCGGCCGGCGCGCGCGGUGCACUGCCCGGACCUGAACGCGUGCCUGCUGGGCGACGCGGGAGCGGCCGCCUCGCCCGUCGACUGCCGCGCCGUGCACUUCGGCUACGCCGUGCCCGUCAACGUGGUGCCCGUGGAGGCGGGCUGCGCCGAGCUGGUGCUGGACGCGGGCACCGACCUCAGCCCGGCCGCUGUCUCCUACCUGCUGGAGCGCCACCCGCAGCUGCGCGAGGAGGCGGCGCGCGCGCGCCACGCCGGGGCCGCCCCCGCCGACCGCGCGCGCAGCUUCCGGCCCGUCUCCUCCUCCUCCGCCUCGUCCACCUCCUCCGCCGCCUCCGGCUCCUCGGAACCCGAAGAGGACAUCGCCGCCAUCGCCAAGCAGAUCUCGGACCACGCCGAAGCCAUCUACCAGACGUGGAAGUCGCGCGGUCUCAAGCCCACCGAGAUCCUGUCGUGCCACGCCGCCGACAAGUUCGUGCCCGCCCUCACGCCGCAACAGCAGCAGCAGCAGCAGCAGCAGCAGCAGCAGCCGCGGCCCGCCUCGGCAGAAGCCGGCCAGAGGCGCGCUUCUCCCGCCAAGACGUCGCCGCUGCACUCGCCGAGCCAGACCCCCAUGGUGGACCUCCUGGCGUCCGAGGCGAGUCUGGAGCAGUUCGUCAACAACUUCGUCUCGGAGGACAAGGCGCGGCUGGCGGCCGCCCGCCAGCGCUCGGCCGCUGCAUCCUCGCCGUCGUCCAAGGCGCUGCCGUCGUCCAUCCAGUAUGCUCUGCAGAAGUUCGAGCGACCGGCGCAGCAGCCGCAGAGGCAGCAGCCGGCCAAGACGCCGUCCCCGGUUACCUCGCCGUACCUCGAGCACGCCUCGCCCGUCUCUGACCCCUCCAAGAGUCGGCAGACCGACCCGCCGAGAACUUCGCCUUACACUCACAUCCGAACGUCUUCCAUUCCGUCCACCACGCCGACCAAGACCACGGUGCCGUUCCAGAAGCUCAUACUCGGCGACACCAUCGAGACGAUUUUCCCGCCAGACCUGCCGAAGCAGCAGCAGCAGCAGCCGUCUCCCGCGCCUCAGCAGUCCGACAAGUCUGCCGGCGGCGCAGACUCCUCCGGGCUGACGACGUGGCCGCUCAAGAACAAGGUGGUCGGCGGGUCGGCCGUUCCGGAGAAGACGGGCGCUAAGACCGGCGCGGGCGCCGACCGCGGGAAGUCCAAAUUCGCGACACUGCCGUCCGAGGCGGCCCGCAACAACAACCGCAAGAAUACGGCGCAGUACCUGGACGAGGUGGCGCGCGAGGAGGAGCGCCUCAUCAACGCGCUCAAGACGGGCAUCAUCAUCGCCGAGGAGCCGUCGCCGGCCGCUCCCGCGUCCGCCAAGAAGGCGUCGCUGCUGUCCAAGAAGAACAGCGCCAACAGCGCGCCGGUGGUGGCGACUGCGGCGGAGCCGAAAGCGGGCAAGCCGGCGGUGCGGGCCGCCGCGGCCGCCACAGGCGCGCCCGCCGCCCGGCCGCGGCCGGAGCCCGUGCCGCACCCCGAGCUGACGUCGCAGCAGCGCCAGCACAUCCGACAGUCCGCCUCCAACCCGGUGCGGCCCUUCCUCACCAGGGGCUCCGUCGCGGAGCGAGUCCUCAUCUUCGAGAAGUGCCCCAGCGAAGCCCUCCUCAGGGGCAGGCCCACGCCGGCCUCCUGGCAGCAGCGGGCUGCUGCCGCGCAGGCCCACGCCCGCGACAAGGAGAAUAUUCGUCCAACUUCUCUCCCUCCAAAUACAACCCUCCAGAGACACGUCAAGGCCAACAGGAAUGUACACAUUCCCAGGUUUUAUUUCCCCAAAGGGAAGCCAAGCAGUGAACAAAAUUUGGAUGCUGUAGUUCAAAAAAUAUCUGCUGCAUUUCAACAGUUUCCUGGGCAGCAGGUAUCCCAAGAAAAUUUUGCAGUUAUCACCAAGGCAUGUGACUGCCCACUGUACUGGAAAGUUCCACUUUUCAUUGCUGCUGGAGGUGAAAAAUUAGGACAUGUUGAAGCGAAUUCCUUCAUAGAUUUCUGGAAGCAGUUAUCGUCAUCCUGUCAUGACCAGGCAUCCCGUUUCAUGUAUAUACUCACUAAAGGGCAAAUGCGGCCUUUGGUUGCAGAUGACUUUGUACCUCUUGUGCAAGAUGUUGUUGACACACAUCCUGGUCUGACUUUCCUCAAGGAGGCAACUGAAUUUCAUUCACGCUACGUUCAUACUGUUAUAACACGAAUCUUCUACUGCGUUAAUCGUUCCUGGAGUGGCAAGAUCACUCUGCCAGAGUUGAGGCGUUCGGACCUCUUACGUAUUAUUCAGUUACUGGAGGAGGAGGAAGACAUCAACCAAGUGACAGCAUAUUUCAGUUAUGAACAUUUUUAUGUUAUUUACUGCAAAUUCUGGGAGCUGGACCGAGACCAUGAUCUGUACAUAGAUCGACAAGAUUUGGCUCGGCAUAGUGAACAUGCAUUAUCGUCACGUAUGAUUGACCGAAUAUUCUCGGGAGCCGUCACUCGUGGACCAAGGCAUGAAGACAAGAUGAGCUACACAGAUUUUGUUUGGUUUUUAUUGUCUGAGGAAGAUAAAACACACCCAACUGCAAUUGAAUAUUGGUUCAGGUGUAUGGAUCUUGAUGGUGAUGGUUUCCUGUCCAUGUAUGAACUUGAAUAUUUUUAUGAGGAGCAGCUGCAAAGAAUGGAAGCACUGGGCAUGGAAACGUUGCCCUUUGAAGACUGUCUGUGCCAGAUGCUGGAUAUGAUUCAUCCAGCAAUACCAGGAAAAAUUUCCCUGGCAGAUCUAAAGCGCUGUAAGAUGACACCUAUAUUUUUUGAUACAUUUUUUAAUUUGGAAAAAUAUUUGGAUCACGAGCAGAGGGAUCCAUUUGCUUCCCAACGAGAUCAUGAUACUGAUGGCCAUGAACUGUCUGACUGGGAUCGGUACGCAGCUGAAGAGUAUGAGCUUCUUGUAGCUGAAGAAGGGGGCAAUGAGCAACAGGAUGAUCUGAAAUUUGAAGAUGAUGCUGAAGAGGACGCAUUAUCACCCAAUCUGGACAAUAUUAUGAUGAACAUGUGUGGUGAGAAUAAACCGUUGAGCACAAAUGGUGAACAUCCUAAUCCUAUCCUCAAGGUAACAGACUUUGACCUGGAAGAUGGUGAUGAUUCAGCAGAUUAUGCAGCUGAUAGUGAUUGUUCCAUGUAAGAUUACAGAAAUAUUGUUUUUGGAACUGUUUUUUACAUGUUCAUAAUUUGUUAUAAUGGCCAAAGAUUAAUUAUAUACAUAAAGACCUGCCAAGAAAGUGAGACGUGCAAUAUCCAAAGAUAUAAAGUGCAUUUUAGUAUACAUUGUAAUUUUAGGAAGAGACUGUUCAUUGAUAAUUAUGAAAUUGAUGUGAGAAGUGUACAACAUAGAUGAGUGCGUACUGUAAAAAGUUUGUAAGUAUCAGUACCUGUGCUGUUUGAAUAUGACCUUCAAAUACAACAUUGUGUAACUGAAUACUUUAGCUGUUCUAUUGUUUUCUGGGUAAUUUAAUGCUCAAAUAGUUUAUACAUUGUUAACAAAAAAAGUUAGUUUUGCUUCAUAAAACUUCAGCAACUUAUGAAGCAGUUUUAUUAAUUCUUUAACAGAGAGAAAGAGAAUGACUGUGUUUGUAUUCUGGCAUUGCAUGUAGCAAGAAAUACCUUAUUUGCAUGUUCCAAGUUUUGUGGUUUAUUUAGAAAUAAAUGAUGCAUUUAUAAUUCCCAUUUUAAUGAAGACAGCUGUUGCUGUAUUAUAACAGAAUAUUUCAAAAUUAUAUUGUUAUUAACAGUUUGUUUACAAGUCAGUAUCAAACAUAUGAUAAUUUUGUCAAGUAUUAUAAACAAUUGUAAUUUUGCUAAGCUGCCAUUGAUAAUAUAGCUAUAAAAUCUUAUUAAAUAUGUAAUAUCACUCUGUUACAUCAUUAAAUACAUUUGUAGAUAAUUAUUUGGGCAAAGGAAAUGGCAGCAUAGCAAUUUUUAAUGUCUUCAUACAUAUAUAUAUUUAUGAAUUUGUUACUCUUUUUCUUUGGUGUGUGUGUGUGUGUGUGUGUGUGUGUGUGUGUGUGUGUGUGUGUUUGAGAGAGAGAGAGAGAGAGAGAGAGAGAGAGAGAGAGAGAGAGAAGAAGAAGUCAAAGUGCUUACUCCUUAAUAAUUACACAGUGAGACAAGAGAGUGCAGUAACAGUGCCUAGUGGGAGAACUGUUACACAGAGUUUCUGUAAGAGUUCUUUUCCGUAAUCCUGUAGAAAUAUUUAUUGCUUACAACAGUAAUACAGUUCCCAUACCAUGUGUUAAUGUUAAAAAAAUAUGUCCAUAUUUUAUGAUACAAUAAAUGUAUGUGUUCCUAUAA